UGAUGUCCACUGUGUCCUCAGGCUCUGGACUACUGCCACAGCAUGGGCGUCAUGCACCGAGACGUCAAACCCCACAACGUCAUGAUCGACCACGAGCACAGGAAGCUUCGCCUGAUCGACUGGGGCCUGGCCGAGUUCUACCACCCGGGGCAGGAGUACAACGUGCGCGUGGCCUCGCGCUACUUCAAGGGGCCGGAGCUCUUGGUGGACUAUCAGAUGUACGACUACAGCCUGGACAUGUGGAGCCUGGGCUGCAUGUUGGCCAGCAUGAUCUUCAGGAAAGAGCCCUUCUUCCACGGGCACGACAACUACGAUCAGCUGGUGCGCAUCGCCAAGGUGCUGGGCACCGAGGACCUCUAUGACUACAUCGACAAGUACAACAUCGAGCUGGACCCGCGCUUCAACGACAUCCUGGGCAGGCACUCGCGGAAGCGGUGGGAGCGCUUCGUGCACAGCGAGAACCAGCACUUGGUGAGCACCGAAGCGCUGGAUUUCCUGGACAAGCUGCUCCGCUACGACCACCAGAGCCGGCUCACGGCGCGCGACGCCAUGGAGCACCCCUACUUCUACCCCAUCGCGAAGGACCCGGCACGGGGCAGCACCGGGCCCGGCCUCUCCGCCAGCACCACCCCGGUGAGCUCCUCCAGCAUGCUGGCAGGGAUGAGCUCCAUGGCCACCUCCCAGCCCAUGGGCACCCUCACGGCGCCGCCUCCCGCCGUGCCCUCGCCCAGCGCGCUGGCCUCGCCGGUGCCCGCCGCGGCCGGGGGCCAGCCUUGACCCGGACCCGCCACUGCCGCUGCCCCCCCCCCCCGGGCCCGGGAGCCCGGCUCCGGGGAUGGGCACCAUGGAAAAGGUCAAACCCCCCCAAUUCCCUUUGGAUUUGCCACGUGGGGCGCGGAUCUCAGCGGCUCGGUUGGGGGGGGCAGCGGCGCUGGGGCCGUGCGGCCGGGGGGGGGCUCCGGGGGGGCUCCGGGGGGGGGCGAGAGCUACGAGAUGAAGAAUAAAGAUUUAUUUUCUAUGGCCCUAAA
This is a messenger RNA of Strigops habroptila (Kakapo), 1028 nucleotides long. RefSeq names its product casein kinase II subunit alpha-like. Bases 43 to 777 code for a protein of 244 amino acids. The transcript is spliced from 7 exons. Lineage: Eukaryota; Metazoa; Chordata; Aves; Psittaciformes; Psittacidae. Gene Ontology annotation, biological process: protein phosphorylation. The record is from RefSeq and is a predicted model, not a curated record. Gene Ontology annotation, cellular component: cytosol; nucleus; protein kinase CK2 complex. Gene Ontology annotation, molecular function: ATP binding; protein serine/threonine kinase activity.